AUGAUGGCUCUCGUUCCUCGUUCCUUGGAUGAUUACAUCUCUUUGACCGAUUUUGCUUGUCUUGUGCAGACAAAUCUAUCAACCGUCACCUUGGGUCAACCCGUUCUAUCUCCUGAUAUCAUUUCCCAACUUGACGACCAACUCAAUGGCGAUCUACUCAUUGUACUCAACACACCGGCGGGAGACGAUGCAGACUUGAAAAGACUGGAUGCCAUUGGCACAUCGCUAUGGAAUACUUGCUCUCAGCUCAUAGUGGCCCGCGGUCAAUUCAGUGAUGACUUGUGUACAAUUGGGAAGGCUCGAGCUCUCGCGUUUGGACUCGUCAAUGUCGCUGCGCCAGCGAAGAUGCUUGGUUGGCUCAGGUCUUUGGCCUGCUCUCUCAUUGCUGCACAGACCUGCAUCGGUACGAUAUAG
Penicillium salamii is the source of this 414-nucleotide messenger RNA. The record is from the annotation of a GenBank genome assembly. NCBI's taxonomy places the organism in Eukaryota, Fungi, Ascomycota, Eurotiomycetes, Eurotiales, Aspergillaceae.